AUGGCCGAGGCGGUCGACAGAUGCUUGACAGCUGCUCAAAACAGCGAGCGCGACGAAGAAGGCUGCCGUAACAGCGGCAGCCCUUACCGCGAAUGUCUUGUAACACCGACAAGAACAGCCGCGGCAAAGGCGCGCCAGCAUCCGGUGACGGUGGCCGCUCCGCAGGCACGUCCGACCUUCACCACGUCUCUAGCAUCCUCGCCUCGCUCGGCGAAGAUGGAAAGCUCAAGCCGCGGCAUCGACAAGCUUCCACAGCAACGCCAGCAACCGGUUUCUCCAGGGAGCCCUUCCUCGCACGCUCUCUCGUCUACCGCCGUGCCUGUGCAGCACCUUUACCGCGUGCCUUCAGCCUUCUACGCGCACAACAGCGUCACGUCGUCGGCGGUGCUGUCGGCCGCACGCAGCCACCGUGGGCGUGGCGACACAUUCACAGGCCUGGCCUCCCCUCGUAUCUUCGCCGAGGACAGCACGCACAAGCAGGUGCGGCUGCCACCGGAAGUGAGUUGCUCCCCAAGCGGCAUGGAUACGCUGGAGGAACGUGCUCGUCGCGCAGCGGAGCUGCAUGCAAGUUGUGGUAUCCGUGAGGAGGCCGAGACCGUGCUGCCCUGGUCAACGGGGAAUCGCUCGGGUAAGGCAGGAUGGUCCCUAGUGCCGGUGUCAUCAUCGCUGCUGACGGUACAGGUGGCCCGCGGGCACCGCAUCUCUCGCCAUCCAUCCGGACUGGGCGCGGAGGAAAGGUCGCCAUUAGAUGUCGCGAGCGUCCGAUUAGUUCCCGGGUCAAAGCGAUGGCGCCGGCCCGAGCGCAUGGGGAGCUCGGCGGAUGUGCGGUUGGACCAGCGCCUCAGCUGCACAAGCAGCCAUGACGGUGGCGGUGGCGCGGCCGUGCCGAUGCGGUGUCUAACAUCGCCGUCCGCGUCAUCUUCGUCAUCGGUGGCGUUGGCGUCUCCACAGUCGCCGGCGACGGCUCUCGUUUCCGCGACGGCGCCAGCACGUGGUAUCAGCGCUACCCGGCUACCGGCUCCAUCGCCGCCGUUCAACGCGCUCCUCGCUGCCUUUGGCCCUGCACAGUCUGGGAUAGCUGCGUUGACAGCCGGUGUCAUCGAUCCGCCUCUGACAACUCCCACUGUGCCUCCCACACGACCGCCUGCGUGGUUGCGGCCGUGGCUGUCCCACGCCCUCUCGCGCACUAUGGCUGCUCAUCUCGAGCGCGAUGCAGACACCGUCACCGCGGCUGCUAGCUCUGCGGCUACCUCUACCCAGGGCCUAGAUUCAUUUCCUCCUGUAGCGCAAGCGACUACCGCUACGGCGUCGGCGGCCUCCGGGUCAGCGCAGCCGCGCACGCUACGGUCCGCGCUGCUGCUUAUCUUCGAUGGACUAGAACGAUUUGAGGCGGACCUGGCCGAGGUAUUGUUGGGCGGACCGAAGACGCACGGCUCGUCCAAUUUUUUUCAGGGCGUAGAUGUUCGUGACUGUCGCGCCUCCUUUGCAUUUUCCCCGUCUCCGCCUGCAGGAGCGGCUGCCUCCGGCGUAUUCGAUGGACUUGUCGAGCAGCUGCGCCGUCUCACGCGACAGUGGUGCGAAGUGCUCUCCCAGUGGCCAUGCGAAGCAGCAACGCUCGGUUAUGUGGAGUGGUGGAUGGUUCACCCGGCUUGGACCGAUCUUGUGACGUGUGACGCCGCCAUUCCCGCUACCUUGAGCGCGUCUUCGGCGACGCCAGCGACGACGGAUCGAAAGACGACGGCUGGGCGGCGGACUGAGACCAGCCAUGAUGGUGAACGACAGCCGCCUCAACCGCAGCCCCAAGAGUCUGCCGUUGUUCUGCAAGGCAUCCUCGCGGCUGCUGUGACAGAAGGCAUGCGCACGUUGCUGGAUGCGUUGGUGGACGCGUUUGUGCGCGCCGUCAGUGAGCUGCUCCACAGCACUGCUGUCCUUGGUCCGCCACGAAGCGCGUCACAAACUACCUCUUGCCCCGAUUUACAGGCGGAAGUCGCUGCCGCUGGAUUCGCUAAGGCACAGCACACCUGCCUGGCGCUCCUCCACCUUCUUACGUCUCUCUACGUGAGCCCACCCCGAGUUCUCCAGCAGCUUCGGACGCUGGUGCAAGCUGACGUCUGUUGCGGCACCGCGGUGACGGGCGCGGCUGCGAACAGUGAUGGGAAAACGACGACACGGCAUGAAGAUGAAGGCUCGCCAGCGUCGCCGAGUAGUCUCUCCACUGCCACUGCUGCGGUUGUUGCCGGUGAGGAUCGCCAACACCAGCCGCACCCGCACCCGCAUCCGUCACCUUCGUCUUUGUCAACGCCGCGUGGUGGGCCUCCUGGCUCGCCGUCCGUGUCACGAGUGGGCGUCAGUGCACUGGACACUUCGCAGUUGCGGUCACGGGCGUGCCAGCUACACUACCAGCUCCUCUACGCUGUAUGCCGUCUCUGCAACGAAUUGCCCAUGCUCUGGCAGCCACAGGACGACACUCGAGAUGCUGAGGGGGACGAGGAGAGCAACGGUGUGCGCGCCAGCAGCGCCGCCUACAUGCACCUUUCGCCCCGUCGUCGACACCACGGUGAAUGCGAGAGGGUAAAGCUCACCUUGUUUUCGACGGCGGCGCGGUUGGCGGCCACUGUAUCAGCUCUGCUCCUCCACGUGCAGCUGCCGAUGAAGGGAGACUUGCUGUGUGUCGCGAGUCGCCUGGCACAGUGGCGUGCGACGCUGCUCCGGUCAUCGUGCAUGAGCGAGCGCGAGUAUGCGGCGGCGAUGGGUCACCUCUGCGCGCUCAUGGCACAGGCCACGUGA
This is a messenger RNA of Leishmania major strain Friedlin, 2787 nucleotides long. RefSeq lists its product as hypothetical. Lineage: Eukaryota; Euglenozoa; Kinetoplastea; Trypanosomatida; Trypanosomatidae. The coding region runs from base 1 to 2787 and encodes 928 amino acids. The transcript has a single exon. The record is from RefSeq and is a predicted model, not a curated record.